AUGUGUCAGUUGCUGGGAUGCAAGGAGGAAUCUCUACCAGUCCGAUAUCUUGGCAUUUCUCUUGGAGUAAACCUGAGGUUUGUGAAGACUUGGAAACUGGUGAUUGAUAAGGUGGAAGACAAGUUAAGUCUGUGGAAAGCAAAGACCCUAAACAAAGUGGGGAAUGGCAGAACAGUACGAUUUUGGGAGGAUAUCUGGUUACCUCACGGUGUUCUUAAAGAGUUGUUUCCAAGGCUUUUCUCGAUCUCAAACCUCAAAGGUUCUGUUAUUGGGGAUUGCGGGUUUUGGGAUGGGCUAGAGUGGAUAUGGAAUUUUCAAUGGAGGAGAGAACUUUUUCAAUGGGAGUUGGCACUAGUAAACCAACUCCAUCAGGAAGCGAUUCUCUUGGAGGAAAUAACAAGCUAUAGCUUCACAAGUGCAAUUUGGAAGGGUUUUGUUCCACCAAGGAUCGAGUUAUUCUCUUGGUUUGUGUUGGUGGGAAGGGUGAAUACUAAGGACAAACUGCGUAGACUAGGUGUAAUUAACCCAAAUGAUCGUACAUGUGUCUUAUGUGGUAAGUCUGUGGAGUCUGCUUUUCAUUUGUUUGUUGGUUGUGAGAUUUCCUGGCAGGUGUGGUGUGCUUGGCUAUUCGCUCUUAGAAGGAAAAGGAUCAUGCCUGGUACACUCAAACAACACUUUGAAAGCUGGACGAAUGCUGCAGCAAGAAGAGGUGAGAGGAGGAGGUGGGUGAUUGGCUUCUUUGCUGUUAUCUGGACAGUUUGGCUAGAACGGAAUGAUAGAAUCUUUAGGAAUCAAAGUUCACGUGUGGUAGAUAUUAUUAGUAAAUCAUUCUUGCUCUCCGAUGAGUGGAGUGGUGGUGAACCCUAUGGUUGUUGA
Molecule: messenger RNA, 876 nt
Organism: Arachis stenosperma
Lineage: Eukaryota; Viridiplantae; Streptophyta; Magnoliopsida; Fabales; Fabaceae
Exons: 3
Coding region: 1-876 (291 amino acids)
Source: RefSeq, a predicted model, not a curated record